AGCCGGAGCUCCUCACACACACACACACACACACACACACACACACUCACACGCACACCCACUCCCUCCUCCAGCCCCACCGCCCCCGCCAUGGCCGCGUCCACCCUGUCCAUCUGCUCCAGCGACCUGAGCUAUGGCAGCCGCGUGUGCCUGCCCGGGGCCUCGGACUCCUGCCCCGACUCCUCCUGGCAGGUGGACGACUGCCCAGAGAGCUGCUGCGAGCCCCCGUGCUGCGCCCCGGCCCCCUGCCUGACCCUCCUGUGCGGCCCCUCCUCCCCCUGCCAGGGAGACUGCUGCACCCCUCCUGUCUGCUGCACCCCUGUGUGCUGCAAGCCCGUCUGCUGCACCCUUGUGUGCUGCAAGUCUGUCUGCUGCACCCCUGUGUGCUGUGAGGACUCCCCCUGCACAACCUCUUCAUGCUGCCAGCCGUCCUGCUGCACCUCCUCCCCCUGUCAGGAAGACUGCUGCACCCCUGUGUGCUGUAAGCCUGUCUGCUGCACCCCUAUCUGCUGCAAGCCUGUCUGCUGCACCCCUGUGUGCUGUGAGGACUCCUCCUGCACAACCUCUUCAUGCUGCCAGCCCAGCCCCUGCUGCAGACCCUCCUCCUGCGUGUCCCUGCUCUGCCGCCCCGUGUGCAGGCCUGCCUGCUGCGCCCCUGCCUCCUCCUGCUGCCGCCCGGCCUCCUGCGUGUCUCUGCUCUGCCGCCCCGUGUGCAGGCCCACCUGUUGCACCCCUGUCUGCUGCAAGCCCGUGUGCUACACCCCUGUGUGCUGCGAGGAUUCCCCCUGCUCAGCCCCCUCCUGCUGCCAGCCCAGCCCCUGCUGCAAACCCUCCUCCAGUGUAUCCCUGCUCUGCCGCCCCGCGUGCCCCCGCCCCGCCUGCUGCGGCCCUGUCUUGGGCCAGCCCUGCUGCUGACCGGCUCCAGCUUCUGCCUCUAGAGCUACCAUCUUUGCUCCAGAGCACAGACGUCCUCUCUCAGGAGCCCCGGAACCCCUCUGGGGGCGCCAGGACGCCCCUGCCCCUCGGUGGACGCACAGCUGCUGCCUCCCGGGGAUCCGGACAUGCCCGGCUUCCCUUUCUGCAAAGACAGGUCUCUCAAUGGGGGGGUGGGGGGGCUGCUGCACCCUGGAGCCCUCCCCUGCAGGCUGGUUGCUCUCAUUCCGGGUGACAAAGGCCACUGCUAUCAUCAAUAAAAUGUCUGGAUCAUGAAACAGA
Messenger RNA from Herpailurus yagouaroundi (jaguarundi), 1215 nucleotides. RefSeq names its product keratin-associated protein 10-8-like. The record is from RefSeq and is a predicted model, not a curated record. Bases 91 to 915 code for a protein of 274 amino acids. Lineage: Eukaryota; Metazoa; Chordata; Mammalia; Carnivora; Felidae. Gene Ontology annotation, cellular component: keratin filament. The transcript has 2 exons.